Molecule: messenger RNA, 1704 nt
Organism: Penicillium riverlandense
Lineage: Eukaryota; Fungi; Ascomycota; Eurotiomycetes; Eurotiales; Aspergillaceae
Product: serine hydrolase domain-containing protein
Exons: 4
Coding region: 1-1704 (567 amino acids)
Source: RefSeq, a predicted model, not a curated record
AUGGUUGUCUCUCCGUUCAUUCUAGGCACUAUUUGCCUUUCCCUCACCGGAAUCAACCUCGUUUCCGCAUCGUGCGAACCCGAAGUCUCAUUCCCUCCACCCCGGUAUACUGAUACCUCUUUGCAAGAUGCCUUCAAGACCGUCACAUCCAACCUCGACAAGGCCAUCAAGGCGGGAGAUUUUAAGGGGACCUCGUUCUCACUAGAGAUCUCCUCUUCCCAGAAGACACUCUAUUCAAAGUACCACACGGACAAAUCUUUGAAAAAGACUAGGGUGAAUGGAGACUCGGUGUAUCGCAUUGCUAGCAACACCAAGCUUUUCACGGCUCUGGGCAUUCUCCAGCAAGAAGCGGCUGGCAAACUUAGUCUGGAUGAUCGGGUAGUUGAGCAUAUCCCCAAACUCCCGAUGAAUAAGACCAGAUUUGACUGGGAGAGAAUUACCAUUCGCUCGUUGUUAGCUCAUCUGAGUGGUAUUCCUGACAAUUAUGGCGAUAAUGAUCUCUACCUCCAACUUGAGGAUCCCACUGUCGUCGGUCUGCCACCGAUUUCUGCCUCUCGCGCCAAAGCCUUACCCAAAUGUAAUGAGUACGACAACUACUCAAGAUCCUGCACUGAUUCAGAAUUGAACAACGCAAUCCGGCACUCUGUCCCUGUUUUCCCAGCCCAGAGUGAGUCCACGUACAGCAACGAUGCGUACGAUCUCCUAGGGCAAAUCCUGGCCCGCGUGUCUGGUAUGAAAUAUGAGGAGUAUAUCUCGCAAGCUAUUCUCAAUCCCCUUGGUCUGAAAGGCACUUCAUUCACGACUCCAUCAUCCUCUGCGGGCGUGGAUAUCGGCCCAGAAAGUCAAUGGGGCGAGAACCUGGGUGCCGAUAAUGCGAGCGGUGGUAUCUACAGCACAUCCUCAAACAUGAUUACCUUCCUUCGCUGGAUCCUCAACAACUACAACUCCAUAACCCCUCGUCUAAACUGGCUUCAACCUGCAACCUGGAGCACGGGCUCGCACUCGACACUUGGUUAUCCAUGGGAGAUCUUCCGGACGACUUCGCUCAUUCCAAACAGCAGACGGCCCGUAACAUUCUACACCAAGGGAGGUGGGCUGACGGGGUAUUAUAGUUACAGCAUCGUCAUUCCCGCGUACGAUCUGGUGGUGUUCAUGGCUAUGGGUGGUAAUCUGCCCUCGCAGACAACAAUUUUUACUUCAAUCCUCAAUCCACUAGUAUUGGGUGCCGAGGAUGUUGCAGAGGCGCAAUUGAAGAAGGAUUACGCAGGAACUUAUACCUUCCAUUCUGCUGGCGGGACCGCGCUAAACUCCUCCAUGAUGCUAACCCAAAACACCCCGCGUGCACUACACAUUUCGUCCUUGGUCUCCAACUCAACAGACGUGCUCGCCGCACUUGGGCCCCUAGUCGGACAAAAGAGUGGGGUCUCUUCCGGAAUCUACUUCGCUCUACAGCCGACGUUCCUUUCCAGGACUUCAGCUGAUGGCCAUGUUGGCGAGGUCUGGCGCUUUAUUAAUGUCAUCGAUGACUAUGAUGCUCCUGUUAAUCCGUCUACUGUUUGGGAUGAUUAUUGCGUUUCUAAUGUUGACCCGCUUGCUUAUGCUGGUGUCCCGCUUAAUGAAGUUAUUUUCUGGAGAGAGCAGGGUGACGCCCCGGUGGAGGAGGUGGAACUUUCGGCUUUUGAUGUUAGGUUGAGGAGGGAGUGA